Molecule: messenger RNA, 312 nt
Organism: Phycomyces blakesleeanus NRRL 1555(-)
Lineage: Eukaryota; Fungi; Mucoromycota; Mucoromycetes; Mucorales; Phycomycetaceae
Exons: 2
Coding region: 1-312 (103 amino acids)
Source: RefSeq, a predicted model, not a curated record
AUGGCUAGACAAGACUGUCAAGAUCUUCACAAAUUGGCGUACAAUAUGACACUGGCAAAAAUCAUAUCUUGCUACCUUAAAAUAAUGCGUAAAGCUAUUCAUAAAUUAAUACCUGAAUUAUACACCACAUGUACCAAACAUGCUAAGUACAGAUAUUGUAUGUCUGUUCCAACUAUAUGGUCCAAAGAAUCGAAGAAUAUUAUGAGAGAAGCUGCUAUCAUGACUGGUUCUAUUACAAGAUACAAUAAGCCAGAAAAAUUAUCGAUUGUUGAUGAAGCUGUGGCACCAUUUCUGUAUUCCGAGCGUAUGUAG